UGAAGAUUCGGGCUUUCCUGUCACGUGGCCGCCUUACAGGAACGGUUUCUUUUUUUUUUCUGGACCAGCCUCUGGGACGUUUUACUCCUUUUCUGCGACGUGACCUUUAACCCCGUCUAUCUUAGGUGGGCCUAGGCUGCAUGUUAGUGGGGCGGGGACCCCUUGUCUGGCUCGGCGGAGUGGCAGCGUUUCUGGCCUUUCUGUGGAUGCACUCUCUGCUCUCCACGCACCCCUGUCUCCGCCUGCUCUCCCGAGCUCUCUCCAUGGCCACAGGGUCGCCCGAAGCCUCGGUCCCCACUGGCUCGGACUACAUCGCUGGCUCCGUCUCUGUCGUCUUUGUCACCUGCCCCAAUGACAAGAUCGCCAAGAAUAUUGCCAGGUCUGUGGUGGAAAAGCGACUGGCUGCCUGUGUCAAUCUAGUACCUCAGAUUACAUCUGUCUAUGAAUGGAAAGGGAAGAUUGAGGAAGACAGUGAGGUGAUGAUGAUGAUGAAGACUCAAACUGCCUUGGCUCCAUCCUUGACAGAAUUUAUUCGUACUGUUCACCCAUAUGAAGUGGUUGAAGUCAUUACAUUGCCUGUGCAACAGGGCAAUCUCCCAUACCUUCACUGGGUAAAAGAUAGCACCACCACUCAUCAAUGAUGACUAUUUUGAUGGACUUCUGAGCCUACUGAUACCUGAUAACUUUUACAUUUUCACUUUCUUUAAAUAAACCCUAUCCCCAGA
This is a messenger RNA of Antechinus flavipes (yellow-footed antechinus), 725 nucleotides long. It is a transcript of the gene CUTA, whose product is annotated as cutA divalent cation tolerance homolog. Gene Ontology annotation, molecular function: copper ion binding. The record is from RefSeq and is a predicted model, not a curated record. The transcript is spliced from 6 exons. NCBI's taxonomy places the organism in Eukaryota, Metazoa, Chordata, Mammalia, Dasyuromorphia, Dasyuridae. Gene Ontology annotation, biological process: response to metal ion. The coding region runs from base 141 to 641 and encodes 166 amino acids.